This is a messenger RNA of Cynara cardunculus var. scolymus (artichoke), 1859 nucleotides long. Its product is annotated as protein NRT1/ PTR FAMILY 1.2-like. Gene Ontology annotation, cellular component: plasma membrane. The coding region runs from base 2 to 1768 and encodes 588 amino acids. NCBI's taxonomy places the organism in Eukaryota, Viridiplantae, Streptophyta, Magnoliopsida, Asterales, Asteraceae. The transcript is spliced from 4 exons. Gene Ontology annotation, molecular function: transmembrane transporter activity. The record is from RefSeq and is a predicted model, not a curated record. Gene Ontology annotation, biological process: oligopeptide transport; transmembrane transport.
GAUGGAACUGAAAAUGGGGGAGCAAGUUGAUGAAGUGAAUCAGCCAGCACAUGAGCUCUCAACAAGAAACCACAAAGGUGGCUUAAUCACAAUGCCUUUCAUUAUAGGAAAUGAGGCAUUGGAGAAGGUGGGGAGCUAUGGAUUGGUGCCAAACAUGAUACUGUAUUUGAUGAAUGAUUACAAGAUUGGGGUGGCAAAAGGCACAAACAUACUCUUUUUCUGGUCAGCAGCCACCAAUUUUGCUCCAAUUUUUGGGGCAUUUCUCUCUGAUUCAUAUCUGGGUCGGUUCAGCACCAUUGCUUUGGGUUCUCUCUUUUCCCUUCUGGGCACCUUCCUACUAUGGUUAACAACAAUGGUUCCACAACUAAAACCACCUUCUUGCAAUCAAUCAACUUCAACCUGCAAACCACCCACAAAUUCCCAAUUUGCCUUCUUGAUCUUUGCCUUCAUAUUCAUCUCCAUGGGAGCAGGUGGUGUUAGGCCAUGUUCAUUAGCAUUUGGUGCAGACCAAAUCCACAAGAAGCAUAACCCCAACAAUAAAAGGGCAUUGGAAAGCUUUUUCGGUUGGUAUUACGCCGCCGGUGCCACCGCCGUCUUGAUUGCGUUUACGGGGAUCGUUUAUAUCCAAGAUCAUGCCGGAUGGAAGGUCGGUUUUGGGGUUCCGGUUGUUUUCAUGUUGUUGUCAUCCAUUUUGUUCUUUGUAGCUUCUUCGCUUUAUGUCAAGACGAAAGUCGAGAAGAGCGUGUUCACUAGCUUCGCACGAGUGAUUGUUGUUGCGUAUAAGAACCGUAAGAUCGUUGCCGGGACUGUCGAUUCCAAUCGGUGGCAUUAUCGUCUUAAGGAUUCGAACACCGUCCCCACCAAGAGACUCGGGUUCCUGAAUAAAGCUUGCAUCGUUCAGAAUCCGAAAGACCUCACACCGGACGGAAUUGCUUCGGAUCCAUGGAGUUUAUGCACCGUCGAACAAGUCGAGGAGCUAAAAUCACUAAUCAAAGUUCUCCCGAUUUGGUCAACGGGCCUCAUGAUGUCGAUAAAUGUAAGCCAAUCAUCGUUUCCGGUAAUCCAAGCAACGACCAUGGAUCGACAUCUCGGCACCUCAAGCUUCCAAAUUCCCGCAGCCUCCUUCGCCUUCUUCACCAUCGCUACGCUAGCAAUUUGGGUCGUUCUAUACGAUAGUUUAAUAAUCCCGUCUGCAUCAAAACUUGUCGGAAAACCGGUUCAUCUCGGUGUUAAACUCCGAAUGGGAAUCGGUCUCGUAAUUUCCACCAUAGCCAUGGUGAUUUCCGCCAUUGUUGAACAUCUUCGAAGAAGAAAAGCGAUCGAAGAAGGACUUGUGAAUGAUCCUCAAUCCGUCGUAAACAUGUCGGCAAUGUGGCUAGUUCCGCAGUAUUGCCUCCAUGGAUUAGCAGAAGCUUUUAGCGCGAUCGCGCAGAACGAAUUCUAUUAUUCGGAGUUCCCGAAAAGCAUGUCGAGCACGGCAGCUUCACUGUUUUUGGUCGGGAUGGCGGUGGCUAACUUGUUGGCUAGCGGUAUAUUAAGCACGGUGGAGAAUCUAACCAAAACAAGCGGCCAAGAAGGGUGGAUCUCGACCAAUAUCAAUCGGGGCCGGUACGAUGCUUACUAUUGGGUUCUUGCGUUAAUGAGUUUCGGCAAUUUGUUCUAUUUCGUUGCGUGUAGUUGGGCCUAUGGACCAUGUACACAUGAAACGGUGAACGAGAAUGACCCGAGUGACGGUUUAGAAAACCCGAGAUCGUUAGCGUGCCGAUGAACCGACUGAAAUCUCGGUAUCUAGUUUUCUCGUUGUCGAGUUUAGAAAAUUGAAUCUUGCAAAUAUUAGAUGUGUUCGAAUGAAGCUUGUA